AUGUCAGAAAAUUGCCAAAGUGCACCUUUCACUGGGACAGAAUGUGCUCUGCAACCCUCUGUGCCUGUGCUGAGGAAUGCCACACCCUCAGCAGGAACUGUGUGCAAUUUCUAUGGGGUCUGCACCCCAGCUGUGAGCUCAGCAUGGCUCCUGUCAUCAGACUCCAGCACAUGCUGCCAGCAGCUCAUGGACAGUGCCUGUCUUUACCAACGAGCUGGCACGACCAUGCUGACUGAGCCAACUGACCAGAACCAGAUCUCUACUUCGACAUUUUCCUAUCCAGGUGUUCUCCACUGGGAUCUCAGAGAAAGCACCACCAGAAGGGAAGCUCCAUUCCUGGAUGCCCCUGUAACUGUCAUUGACCAGAAUACCACCCCCUCGUCUAGGUCUAUAACAGCCCAGUGUGACAAUACUUUCCAUAUCAAUGCAUUACCGCCAUCCUAUCCAACACUGUCUGCCUGCCUUGUACAGGCAACGCCAUCAAAUCUACCAGAUCAACGAUAUAUCCUGGCACCUUGCUACCUGGAUGGAAGUCAGGUCUAUUACAAUGACCAGAACAGCCUGGGUCCUCCGAUGGCUGAAGAAUUCUGGCAGUGCCUGCAGGCCUAUGGCUCUGUGUCCUGCUCUGGGAAUCAGGCUUCCUCUCAGCACCCAGGGAUGGUGAUGGCACUACAGGAGAUUCAGCCAAUGAACAUCCAAACACCUUUCUCCACCUGUCCCAUCUACUGGCCCACAUCUGCUCAAACCAUGCCAGACACCAGUCUUCAAGUGGUGGAGAGGGAGACAACCCUGGGGUUGACACCUUCAGGGCAGACACUGUGUCUGCUGCAGAGUCCAGACCUCGGCAAUGCCUGCACCCAGGAUGCCCAGAUGAAGACAGCACCUGUCAGUGGGAACAGGUCAUUAAUUGCCCUCAUGCACAGUCCUUCUGAAUUCCUGGCCUUGCCUCCAGCCCCAAGCCUGGAAAAGACACAGAAGAACAAUGCAGAUGAGAUGAAUGCUGAGCAAUCAACACCUCUGGAUUCCUAUGAGGGCACAAAAUGUAACCAAGACGCAUCACCCCUCCCUUCAGCAUACCCUGGCAUGCAGCAGCCCUUGAACUACAGUGAUGUUGGGAGCCUGAGGCAGAAGCUAGCUUCUCAAAAUGCCACUUUGGGAAACAGUAGCCUUGGUCUGGAAGACCCUGAGGCUCUGCAGAGUGUCAUGGAGUCUAGCAAUGACUUUGCAGACAUGACUACUCUGGUGGCAGAUAUUCACCUUCCCCAACUCUUAAACUUCAACACUGGCCUUGACCAAAUGGAAGAUCACACAGCAAGCCAAACCAAAGACUCCAAAGACAUCAGGAGGGACCAGGCCCAGUCACGCACCAGCAUCUUUAGUGGACUAUCUGAACUGGGCAUCAAGAAAAACCAGAAAGUCUCUGAUGUGUUUCAUGGAGCUCUUCAGGCCAGAACCCAUCACGAGGAUAUGCUGAAGGAAGAUGAUCCUGGAACCAUAGACAACACGGCCAACCACGUGCAGGGCAAAUCUCAGAUAUUUGUACCCAAGAGGCCCAGCGUAGCAAGGGCACAGGGGAAAGAAAAGGCCAAGGACACCAGAGGAAACAGCUCCAAGAAAACAGAGGAGCUGAAGCCAUCAAGUCACAGAGUCAAGGCAGAAGAGAAGCCCGCCAUCCCAAAGACCAAGAGGAAGAGGAAUCCACCUGAGCUCAGCCAUGACAGCUUUAAGAAGCCUCGAACUCACCUCGGCAUGCACAUGCUGGCGUCUGUGCAGGUCUUUCACCCACUGGGGAAGAAGAGUGAGAGGAAAACUGGCGUCUCCUCCUCCCGGGCUCUGCUGAACUUGAGCAGCAACAAAGAUCCCAGGACAGGCCCAACCGCCACAUCCCUGGGAGAUGCGCCCCGUGAGGGUCGAGGCCCUGGUAGAAUCCCGGGCAAUGCUCAGAGAACAGAGAGCAGUGCUCCCAAGCGGUGUCCAUCUCUGUGCCUGGAUGAGCUGUCCCCAGCUGGGAAGGUCAAAUUAGUACCUCUGCCUUUCCUAGCCCUGGACAAGCCUCAAGACAGACCUGUUUCCAGAAAGCUUCACUGCCUGGCUUCGCACAGGCCCACUACAGCUUACCCAGUGAGGUCUCAAUCCCACACUGCUAGGCAACCCAAACUCAAGUCAUCCCAACCAGCUCCUGCCAGCACAUCACUGAUGGCCUCUGACAAGUCGGCUCUGCCAGUUGCCACCAGUGCCACACGUCCAAUUAGAAGCAAGCCCAUCCAGUCUUGCCCUGGGCCUCAACCGCCUGCCUCUUUGCCUGCACCCUACAGAGCAUCAUCUCACACUUCACUCCACAGGGAGCCUCUUUCUUUUGCCACAAACAAGACCCUAGAUCCUCCCCAGCCUCAAUCCCAAUACCUGCGGCAAGAUUUCAGCCACUUACCAAUUCCUUGGAAGAAAGUCAACAUUCCGGGACCAGUCAUCUCACAGCCUAUCACUGAAGAGCAGAGGCCAGAGAGGGAGGCCAUGAAGAGGCGGGCUCAACAGGAGAGAGAGAAUGCUGCCAAGUGUACCUCUCUGGGAAAACCACAGCUUUUCCUUCAGAGGGAGAAAGAUAUGGAAAUUUCGAGAUAUUAUGGCUAUGCAGUGUAA
Molecule: messenger RNA, 2637 nt
Organism: Microtus oregoni (creeping vole)
Lineage: Eukaryota; Metazoa; Chordata; Mammalia; Rodentia; Cricetidae
Exons: 3
Coding region: 1-2637 (878 amino acids)
Source: RefSeq, a predicted model, not a curated record